AGUGGCUGCCGGAGCGCGCUGCCGUGGGGACGACGGGGAGGGCCGGCGACGGACGGUGAACGCACGUCUCACGGUGGAUGGAGAGCCACGCGACAAGGCAGCUCGACAUGACAUCGGCACGUCGGUGACAAACCUCGAGGAGGAUCAUCCCUUGCUGUGUGGCGGUGCAGUCAGUGCCUAAGAUCAGCAAAUUAGAUCUGCCUAAUGAUCUCGCGAUCCAAGGCCGAGGGCGCCCAGCCACUGACGCUCUCACGACGGUCAGUUGGAGUCAUCACUCUACUUCUGCUCGCGGCUCCGGCAGCCGGCACGGAGGGCGAACAGCGCGACUGCGCCCUGGCCACCGUGAAGCCCUGUGUCGACACGCUGCUCGAGCAGGCCAACAACAACGUGAUCGCUCACGCCACCAACAGCACUCUGCUCGACACGUGCCGGCGGAUCCAGGAGGCUAUGAAGUGCGUCUCUGACUACAUCAGUUCGUGCUCGACAAAAGCCGAGCGCGAGCAGUUCACCAAGACGGUCUCCUCGACCAGCGGUCUGAUGGACUCGCUCUGUCAGCCGGGCAAGUUUCAGGACCAGUUUCUGAAGCACGUGCCGUGCCUGCGGCUGGUCUCCAUCGACUACAACUACUGCGGCCACCUCUACAAGAAAUUGGUGGCGCACAUCGAGCGAGGAGAGGAUCGUAACCCAUCGCCGCAGGUCUGCUGUACUUUCAACGAGUUCACCAACUGUUCACGGGCCAUGUCGCAGUCGCUGUGCAGCAGCGAGGGUGCCGAGUUCGUCGACCAGUACCUGGACCGCUUCGGGGACGCCACACUGACGCCGGCCUGCAAGCCGUACCACGUGGGUUCAGAGCUGUGCCCCCGGUCCGGAGCGGCGCCGGGCCGGACCGCACGGUCUCUGACCAUGGUGGUCGCCUCCAUGCUGCCGAUCCUGCUGCUGUCGUUACUGCUGAGCGCAGCCGAGCGGGCACAGCGUCCCUGAUAGACAGCCGCUGCGGGCGUGUGCUUCUACGGCGUCGGAAGGGACUAGGCAGAACAGAGUGGACAGGACGGGACAAUAUAGGACAGAACGCCGCCCGUCCGCGGUUAUCUUUCACGACCUAGUCGGCAGUUGGUCCCCGGGGCUGGAUCUCACGAGCGGUACCCCAACCAUGAAUCUUUCCCGCGCCGAGACUGGACCUCACACGCAGUACCCCAACCAUGGUUCUAUCUCGCGCCUGUGCCCAAGUCGUGACAGGCGGCGUCACCCACAUCAUGACGAGGAUCACCACGACGGGGAUAUCAACGUCGGAAAACGGACACGAGCACCAGCUUGAAGAUACGCGCAUGAACUUUGUCAGAAUAAUACUGUGUUCUAGAAUACUGUGCUCUUUUGUUAGCUGGAUGUCUGGCUACGACUUGGCGAGAGUAACAAAAUAGCAAACAUCAACUAGUGCACGGGUGACACCCCUGUGCGACAAUAAGAAAUGGGCGCGAUGCUGUUCACGGCGCAGCGGCGACCGGGACCGCUGACAGACGCUUGUCGGGCUGUGCCGAUGUCAGUGACUGUGAGACCCGUGGCCGACAAGUCAAUUUGUCGUGCUCAUGCUAAUGGAUGCGCGAACUACGGAUGUUCAUUGGGGUAGUCACCGACUACAGAUGUUUGUAGCAAGUGUGACGCUCUACAGCAUCACUAAUCGCAUCGAAAUUCUGCCUAUGCCUGCCCUGCAUGAAGACGCAGUGCUGUGCCUGACGUUACUUUCAUGCCCACUCCAAAAGCUGACUGUGUUAAUUUUGAGCUUGAUAGACAUUCCCUUUCAGUAAUCAACUUGAAGUUGAUAAAAACCACCUAGAUAAUGUGUGCUCCAAGGAACGUCAAAAUUUCUGAAGAUAAUACGCACCCCCCAUUUUAGCAUUCAUCAAACAAUGAGCUACAGCACUUGGAGUUAAAGAUGGCACUCAUAUUAAAAUAAAAUACAAGGAGUUAUGUCGUACCUCUAACUACUUGGAUGCGUUGACAUUAUAUUGCCGAGAGCUGCUGACAUCGAAUGAAAAGGUUCGGAACUCGUUAACCUUUUAUGUAACAUCUAGUACGGUUUUUAUUUUUGUUUUGUUUUAUAUCAUAGACCUGUGUAUACAGAGGUCUAUCUUUAUACGUGUUUACUUAACCAAGAAGCAAACACUUGUUUAAAGUUUAUUCCCGUGUUCUGUCAGCCGUGGAAGCCGAUCGGAUAAAUUUGAUACAUCAUAGCUGCGCCAGGACUGAAGUGUUUGUUCGCCACAGCCGCUGCACUCUGCCGCUCUGGAUGUAAGCGGAUCCGAGAGAUAGGGGAGGGAGGAGGGACGGCAGGUCGACGAGCGGGGCUUCAUCCCCAUAUAGACAAAUCACUGACUCCAUGCCGCACAGGGGAGUGUAGAGCGCUGGCUGCAGCGGAGCAGCCGCGUGUUGUCUGUUCGCGCUGUGUCGCAUCUCUCAGUCACGCCGCCGCCGGGCCGGCUGUCGGAGAGCAGCCUGCAUACGGUAGCAGCGGUGGUUGGGUUCCAGAUCGGGAGGGGGGGGGGGGGCGCUCGUCGUGUGGUGCGUAGACGGGAUCGGACGAUUCGGGUCAUUGCUGUAUUGGUGCUGAUGUGAGUGCGUCAAAUGUUGGCCCUGGUGCCAGCUGUGUACGUGUGUAACACGCCCUGCUCGAGGCGUACAAGGAUGGGCGACAUGUGAAUAUUGAACAGAGCAUGUUCAUCAACCUCAGGAACGAGGCACAUUGGCAGCUAAAACGGACGUGGUAUGAACGGAAGCAUGUGUUCAUUCCGGCUCUGUAUGUAUAUGCGUUUCUGCCUCAACUAUGUGCGUAACUGAGAACGAAGUGUAUGUAUGUGUAUACGUAUAAGAUGUGUUUACAUGCCGAGGAGUAUACAAACAUCAGUAUACUGA
Molecule: messenger RNA, 2907 nt
Organism: Amphibalanus amphitrite
Lineage: Eukaryota; Metazoa; Arthropoda; Thecostraca; Balanomorpha; Balanidae
Exons: 7
Coding region: 205-981 (258 amino acids)
Source: RefSeq, a predicted model, not a curated record